Mandrillus leucophaeus (drill) is the source of this 3160-nucleotide messenger RNA. It is a transcript of the gene TMC2, whose product is annotated as transmembrane channel-like 2. Gene Ontology annotation, cellular component: plasma membrane. The record is from RefSeq and is a predicted model, not a curated record. NCBI's taxonomy places the organism in Eukaryota, Metazoa, Chordata, Mammalia, Primates, Cercopithecidae. Gene Ontology annotation, biological process: vestibular reflex; detection of mechanical stimulus involved in sensory perception of sound. The transcript has 20 exons. Bases 10 to 2727 code for a protein of 905 amino acids. Gene Ontology annotation, molecular function: mechanosensitive monoatomic ion channel activity.
CUGCUCACCAUGAGCCACCAGGUAAAGGGCCUGAAAGAGGAAGGACGAGAUGGAAUGAAAGGGCGGGCGAGGAGCGGCUCUCCACGCACAGGUGACAGGCUGGGAAGGAGUUCCUCGAGCAAGCGGACUUUCAAAGCCGAGGGGACUCCCGGCAGGCGCGGAGCUCAGCGAAGCCAGAAGGAGCGCGCUGGGGGCAGCCCAAGCCCGGGGUCUCCCCGGAGGAAGCAAACAGGGCGCAGGAGACACGGAGAAGAGCUGGGGGAACAGGAGCGGAGCAAGGCAGAGAGGACCUGCCAGGGGAGGAGAAAGCGGGACGAGAGGGCUUCCUUCAAGGAGCAGACAGCAGCCCCAAAGAAGGAAAAGGAGAUUCCGAGGAAGGAGAAGUUGAAGCGGCAGAAGAAACCCAGAUCAUCCUCCUUGGCCUCCAGCGCCUCUGGUGGGGAGUCCCUGUCUGAGGAGGAACUGGCCCGGAUCUUGGAGCAGGUGGAAGAAAAAAAGAAGCUCAUUGCCACCAUGCGGAGCAAGCCCUGGCCCAUGGCGAAGAAGCUGACAGAGCUCAGGGAGGCCCAGGAAUUUGUGGAGAAGUAUGAAGGUGCCUUGGGAAAGGGGAAAGGCAAGCGACUGUAUGCCUACCAGAUGCUGAUGGCCAAGAAAUGGGUCAAAUUUAAAAGAGACUUUGAUAAUUUUAAGACUCAAUGUAUCCCCUGGGAAAUGAAGAUCAAGGACAUUGAAAGUCACUUUGGUUCUUCAGUGGCAUCAUAUUUCAUCUUUCUCCGAUGGAUGUAUGGAGUUAACCUCGUCCUUUUUGGCUUAAUAUUUGGUCUAGUCAUAAUCCCAGAGGUACUGAUGGGCAUGCCCUAUGGGAGUAUUCCCAGAAAGACAGUGCCUCGGGCUGAGGAAGAAAAGGCCAUGGAUUUUUCUGUCCUUUGGGAUUUUGAGGGCUAUAUCAAGUACUCUGCACUCUUCUAUGGCUACUACAACAACCAGAGGACCAUCGGGUGGCUGAGGUACCGGCUGCCUAUGGCUUACUUUAUGGUGGGGGUCAGCGUGUUCGGCUACAGCCUGAUGAUUGUUAUUCGAUCGAUGGCCAGCAAUACCCAAGGAAGCACAGGCGAAGGGGAGAGUGACAACUUCACAUUCAGCUUCAAGAUGUUCACCAGCUGGGACUACCUGAUCGGGAAUUCAGAGACAGCUGACAACAAAUAUGUUUCCAUCACCACCAGCUUCAAGGAAUCAAUAGUGGAUGAACAAGAGAGUAACAAAGAAGAAAAUAUCCAUCUGACAAGAUUUCUUCGUGUCCUGGCCAACUUUCUCAUCAUCUGCUGUUUGUGUGGAAGUGGGUACCUCAUUUACUUUGUGGUGAAGCGAUCCCAGCAAUUCUCCAAAAUGCAGAAUGUUAGCUGGUAUGAAAGGAAUGAGGUAGAGAUCGUGAUGUCCCUGCUUGGAAUGUUUUGUCCCCCUCUGUUUGAAACCAUCGCUCUCCUAGAGAAUUACCACCCACGCACUGGACUGAAGUGGCAGCUGGGACGCAUCUUUGCACUCUUCCUGGGGAACCUCUACACGUUUCUCUUGGCCCUGAUGGAUGAUGUCCACCUCAAGCUUGCUAAUGAAGAGACAAUAAAGAACAUCACUCACUGGACUCUGUUUAACUAUUAUAACUCUUCUGGUCGGAAUGAGAGUGUCCCCCGACCACCACUGCACCCUGCAGAUGUGCCCCGGGGUUCUUGCUGGGAGACAGCUGUGGGCAUUGAAUUCAUGAGGCUGACGGUGUCCGACAUGCUGGUAACGUACAUCACCAUCCUGCUGGGGGACUUCCUACGGGCUUGUUUUGUGCGGUUCAUGAACUACUGCUGGUGCUGGGACUUGGAGGCUGGAUUUCCUUCAUACGCUGAGUUUGAUAUUAGUGGAAAUGUGCUGGGUUUAAUCUUCAACCAAGGAAUGAUCUGGAUGGGCUCCUUCUAUGCUCCAGGCCUGGUGGGCAUUAACGUGCUGCGCCUGCUGACCUCCAUGUACUUCCAGUGCUGGGCAGUGAUGAGCAGCAACGUACCCCAUGAACGCGUGUUCAAAGCCUCCCGAUCCAACAACUUCUACAUGGGCCUCCUGCUGCUGGUGCUCUUCCUCAGCCUCCUGCCAGUGGCCUACACCAUCAUGUCCCUCCCACCCUCCUUUGACUGCGGGCCGUUCAGUGGGAAAAACAGAAUGUAUGACGUCCUCCAAGAGACCAUUGAAAAUGAUUUCCCAACCUUCCUGGGCAAGAUCUUUGCUUUCCUCGCCAAUCCAGGCCUGAUCAUCCCAGCCAUCCUGCUGAUGUUCUUGGCCAUUUACUACCUGAACUCAGUUUCCAAAAGCCUUUCCCGAGCUAAUGCCCAGCUGAGGAAGAAAAUCCAAGCGCUCCGUGAAGUUGAGAAGAGCCACAAAUCUGUGAAAGGCAAAGCCACAGCCAGAGAUUCAGGGGACACACCUAAAAGCAGCUCCAAAAAUGCCACCCAGCUCCAACUCACCAAGGAAGAGACCACCCCUCCCUCUGCCAGCCAAAGCCAGGCCAUGGACAAGAAGGCUCAGGGUCCUGGAACCUCCAAUUCUGCCAGCUGGACCGCGCUGCCUGCCUCUGGACACCUUCCUAUAUCUCGGCCCCCUGGAGUCAAACCAGAUUCUGGCCACGCCCCAUCUCAGACUCAUCUGUGGAGGUCAGCCUCUGGGAAGAGUGCUCAGAGACCUCCGCACUGAUGGAUGGGACUCCAGGCAGCCUCCAUCCUGGGGCUGAUCCUCAAGUUCCCCAGUUUUCCAUAUACCAAAUUGAGGUUCUCUCCCCUCUUUCCUCUCAGAUACAUGCUCUCUCUCCUCUCUUGGAAUGUGUGAACUUUGAUUCCUUCAGGCCCUUGUCAGCUACCAAAGGAGGAAGACAGUGGCUUCACCUAUCUUUUAGGGAACCUGGAGGCAUCUCUGCACUAACUGCCCUCACCAAUAUCUUGGUCCAGACAGCUCUGAACCCCACACUCGCAGUAGUUGACAUCGCCUCCAGAUUUUGGGAGUUGGGGAAGGGCCAUGACCACCCUCGUAGACUUUUUCCAUGGGACACAGUUUAGGACGCGGGUUUCUUCCAGCUUCCCUAGCUGGGAGGGGGAUGCGGAAGGGCCUACAUUUCUCAAUCCAGAGGAAG